AUGGAGCACAAUCAGAGAUCAGAGUCGAUUGCGAGUCAUGUCGCGAAAACAUUCGAGUCCUUUCGAGCCUUGGAAGAUGCUCUUGCCGCAACGGAUAGCUUCGAUAACCCUUCGGAGGGUAUUGACUCAAACAACCUUCUUUCCACGUUAGAAAAUGACUUUACUCGUUUCAAGAUGUGGGCUGGUAAUCAGGCAGCUCAUCAAAGUGGCCCUUCCUCUCUAGAUCAUCGACUCAGGGAAGCCCCUCAUCUACAACAGCAGGUCAUUUAUCUUCUCAAAGAUAUAUGCGAAUCUUUGGAGGACGCAUCAUCCAAUGUCUCCGAGAGACCAGAGGACCAAACUCAAGAAAAGGGACGAGACCAGAACACCCAAGACGAUGACGCAUCUACCAUGGACUCGGCUCAAGACGAAGAAUCUGAUUUCUCCGACUCUGACUCGGAUCCCGACUUCGGAGCACCGACUACAGCCCUUUCAACAUUCUUACUAGACAUAGGGGAAGCUAUAGACUGUCUCUUACGCCUCUCAGUGGCCAUAGCGAACCCAGCACCCCACGAACGCUUCAGAAAACUCGGAGCCGGGCCUUCUGAGGAUGUCUCCUUCUACGAGCCGCAUGACAUCGCCUAUGUCAGAGACAAGUUCCCGAACAUCUCCGAUGAGUUGGCAGAAGGCCUAGGAAAAUUCAUCACUCGUCGACGCCAGUUCUUCAAGUAUCGUCACGCCCAUCAUGAGAAGUUAGCUUCCGGUAUUGAAACAUUGGUGUCGAACAAAGAAACUGAUACGGGUCGCACGGAGAUUGUUCCCAAAACAGUCGCUUCUUCUCUGCCGGAACAGUUCAAGACGCUGGCCAGGUUUGAUCCUCAGGCCCCCGUUAUUGAUGAAGAUGUCCGAUCGGAUACCGGAAUGUCGCAGACAUCUUAUGCUACCUCGGCUGGAUUUACCUUGGAAGGGACAGAUCGGGAGACGCGCAAGCCUGUGCCUCCGCUAAGGGUACCGCCACGACCUAGCGCUGCGGAAGAUGGCAUAUUUGAGUGCCCGUUCUGUUACAGGAUGAUAUCUGCCAAGAGCAGAACAGCAUGGAAGCGACACGUUUUUGGAGAUCUUCGUCCCUAUACCUGCAUCUUAUCUCAUUGUACCAAAUCAAACACAGACUUUGACCGUCGACACAACUGGCAGUUGCAUGUUUCCAAAUAUCAUUGGCGAUCAUGGUCGUGCCCCUUCAAAUGCCAGCAGCCGUUCUCUUCUAUGGCAGAACUGAGCAACCACAUCAAGAAUCAUCAUUUACCGACUGGGUCUGAAGACGAGAUCAAAUCAGUAACGGCUCUCGGUGAAAAACCCGCCCCAGAUGAUACUUCCAGCCAUUGUCUUUUGUGUGGACACUCUGUCACAGGUUUGAAGAAAUACGUCAAACAUGUUGGCAGGCAUCUCGAACAGUUGGCCCUUUUUGCUCUUCCAAGUUUAGAAACAGGGGAUCAGGAGGAGGAGACAGGGAGUAACGAGCAGAACAGUGUCAAAUCUGGAACAGAUGCCAACAGCUUGGAUGGCCCCUCCACCACACAAUCCCCAAUCCUUGCACCACAGAAAAACGCAAGUCAUGAUUUCCCUGUUGAAGUGAUGGCGGAGGAGGAAUUUGUGGUAGAAGAACUGGAUGACGAAGAAGAAACAGACUCGCAUGGUGACAACGAGAACCCCGAGGACCCGCGCAACCGGAGUGAAAUAGCCCGUGGCAAGCUACCAGCCACGCACGACUUUUCGGGAAGUAUUCAGGAGCAUACUGAGUUCCCCGCUGCCACGCAGAACGAGCAACAGACUAAAGAUGACGCAGCGAAGAAAUCUGCUGAAGAAUUUGAUAAGGUUGAGAAGCUCCAUGACGUCUAUUCAAAGGCCGAGGAAGUUUCUGUUGCUGAAGCGACUACAAAGAAGCCCGCCGAGAAAGCUGAAAAGCGGGAAGAGGAACUGGAACAAGAAGUAAAAAUUCGUUCAUGGAUGGAAUUGAAUACUAAACCGGACCGCAUGAAAGGAUCGUCAUCGUCACCUCACGAAGUCCUUCUAGGGGACUCCGAAAACCACCGACAGAUAUCUCCUCCUGAUAGUAUCCAAAAACCGCGGGGAAAUUUAUACAUGGCCAACCAAGCUGAUCGUGGCACAGGUCCAGGACAAGGCCAAUCCCAGCAAACUCAAUGGCACCAGAAUAUGGCCAGCCUCUCACAAGAAGAUCAAGACAGGGUCACAGAACGCGCCACGAAGAUGUUUACUGCUGCCUCUGAGCAACAAAAGUCCCAUACCCGCUCACAAAUCCUAUCCAUAUUGUCUUCUGCUCAAUUGGCAGAGAUAGAUAGUCAAGGGAUUGAUCCUUUAAUGUGGUUUUACCAGAACCAGGCCUUUCAAGUUAGAAAAGCGAAUGCGGACCGAAUUCGGCGGCAACUGGACUUCGAUACUCUACAAAUUCCACGUCACAAGCUUCAAUGCGAUGAGUGUUCAAAAAGUUUCGAAAAGGCCGAACAUCUGAGACGGCACAAGUUAAGUCAUUCGCCUCCCGAAUUCUUCUGCCCUGUUCCGGAGUGUGGAAAGACGUUCUAUCGUAAAGACCUGUUCGAUCGUCAUAUUGCAAGGCACACCGAGGAUGAAGGAUCGCGACUUCGGGACGAGUGGGGGUAUGUCAAGAAUACGGGGUUUCCAGACUCACGCUGGAAUGCAAUCGAAGCAUACGAACCUAGCGUGGGAGGGCUGUCGACAGUUGGGUCAUCAGAGGCACAUGUUGUUCCGAUAGAGGACGAGCAUUCACUACCUCGACCUCCCACGCCACAGGAUGAGCAUUCACUACCUCGACCUCCCACGCCACAAGAUGAAACAAAGAGUCCUACUACCUGCACUAAUUGCUUUACUCAAGUGACGCCUCUGUGGAGACGGAGGCCAGACGGCCAGCCGCUUUGUAACGCUUGUGGCCUUUUCCUGAAAUUACACGGCGUUACGCGGCCGCUCAGUUUGAAAACGGACAUCAUAAGGAAGCGUAACCGUGCUUCUGGCUCUAUCAUCACGAAUGAUCCAUCUGAGUCUGUCGGAGCGGGUCAAAGCGAACUUGACAAGGAUUCUGAACUGGACAUCAAGGGAAAAUCCAAGGUUGAUGAUCAAGUCGACGGAGACUCUGUUGGUCGAGUAGCAACAGAUAACCUUUCCAGUUACAACUCUGCCGACGAGUGGAAGUGGUUGACGGAUAGUCUGUAG
This is a messenger RNA of Fusarium poae, 3222 nucleotides long. RefSeq lists its product as uncharacterized. The record is from RefSeq and is a predicted model, not a curated record. The transcript has 5 exons. NCBI's taxonomy places the organism in Eukaryota, Fungi, Ascomycota, Sordariomycetes, Hypocreales, Nectriaceae. Gene Ontology annotation, biological process: regulation of DNA-templated transcription. Gene Ontology annotation, molecular function: zinc ion binding; sequence-specific DNA binding. The coding region runs from base 1 to 3222 and encodes 1073 amino acids.